UAUUUACAGGAAGCAAGGUGAUAAGGUUAAAUAACAAUUGGAGUAAAUUAAUACAAUUAUUCCAAGAAAAAUAAGAUCUCCCUCUCACUUUCAUCGUCUUCAGUUAUCAGAGAUAUCCCCUACUUAAUAACAAAGUUAUCACUUCAUACGAUAGUCUCUGGUCGAUGAUCAACAAGUAACUCAGCAUUUAUAUAACGACUGUAAUUAAAAACAAAACAUCAUAUUGUAAUUGUGAUUAUAAAAAUGCAGAGCUACGCAUCAAUGAUAAAAAAGGCUGGAGGAUUAAAACCGGUGAGUAAUGAAUUGUUACAACCGAUGAAGGUACCGAAGAGACUCCUGCUAGGUCCAGGCCCGAGUAAUUUAUCAGAGAGAGUAAUAAAGGCGAUAAGUAAUCCGCUGUUGGGACACAUGCACUUGGAAACGUUUAAAAUGAUGGAUGACAUUAAAGCUGGCCUGCAGUAUGCAUUUCAAACUAACAAUAGGCUCACUCUCGCUAUUAGUGCGACAGGUCACUCAGGCAUGGAAGCUUCCUUAGCGAAUCUACUUGAACCUACAGACACUAUUUUAAUAAUAAAAGCGGGAUUAUGGGGUGAAAGAGCUCAAGAAAUGGCUAAACGAAUUGGAGCACGUGUCGAGAUUUUGGAGAUCGCACUAGGAGUAGCUGCAACUCUUGAAGAAUUUGAAGCUGCAAUGAUUAAGUAUAAACCAGCAGUUGUCUUCUUGACUCACUCUGAAUCUUCAACGGGUCUUAAACAGCCGUUAAUUGGAUUUGGAGACGUUGUCCGCAGGCACGACGCGCUGCUGAUUGUUGAUGCAGUUGCCUCACUGGGAGGCGAGCCCUUUUUUAUGGACGCCUGGAAAAUAGACGCGGCUUACACGGGAAGUCAAAAAGUUAUUGGUGCUCCGCCUGGGCUUACGCCGAUUUCAUUUAAUGAACGUGCUGAACGUAAAUUAUUUUUACGAAAAACUAAGAGCCCGGUAUUUUACUGGGACAUGGAAGAGUUGGGAAACUACUGGAACUGUUUUUCAGAACCCGUUAGGCGUUACCAUCACACGAUAUCCGCAACUCUGGUGUAUGGAUUGAGAGAAGGAUUGGCUCAGCUGGCGGAAGAGGGCUUGGAGGCAUCGUGGCACAGACACAAGAUAGCGGCGAAGAAACUUCAAGAGGGCCUGAAAGCGCGGAAGCUGGAAUUCUUUGUCAAAGAACCGGAAAAUCGGUUGAAUACCAUCACGGCCAUUGUUGUGCCACCUGGGGUCGACCCUCAGCUAGUCACGGGGAGAAUGAUGAAAAAAUGGAACAUUGAGAUCGCUGGAGGACUUGGACCGACUUCUGGAAAAAUAUUCAGGAUUGGAUUGAUGGGAAUUAAUGCUAACUUGCUAAUUGUUGACAAACUUCUCCAAGCUUUGGACGAAGUGUUGAGCUUCGCGAGACAAAGCCGGCUUUAAUAAUACAUGGAAUUGUUUUUUAUUCUUAAUUUUAAUAUUAUCUAUAUAUAUAAAAAUAAAUUGC
This is a messenger RNA of Cotesia glomerata, 1510 nucleotides long. RefSeq names its product alanine--glyoxylate aminotransferase (gene Agxt). The transcript has 7 exons. Gene Ontology annotation, molecular function: L-alanine:glyoxylate transaminase activity; L-serine:pyruvate transaminase activity. Gene Ontology annotation, cellular component: peroxisome. Bases 244 to 1446 code for a protein of 400 amino acids. The record is from RefSeq and is a predicted model, not a curated record. Lineage: Eukaryota; Metazoa; Arthropoda; Insecta; Hymenoptera; Braconidae.